AUGAGUGGAAUCGCUUUGAAAUUCACCUCGUUAUUGGUUAGAACCUUAGCCAAGCCAAUGGCUCUGGCUUUGAAAACACAAGCUAAAGAACAUGAACUAUUCAAAUCCGCAUGCAUCCGAGUGGCUCAAACAGUGCACUCGACGGACGUGAAGUUACGAAUGAGACUCUUGGGAGAGAAUAAGAUCAAAGUCCGACCAUUGAAUGACAAGAAAGCUAUCGAGAAUGGUGCCAAUUUUCUUCUGGAAGCAUUCAUAUUUCUGGUUGCUGGGUCUCUAAUCUUGUAUGAGUCUUAUAGGAGUCGGGUGAAAGCAGCCAACGAAAAGCUCACUGUUAGAAACGACAUCACAGACCUUCAAGGCGAGAUCGAAGAGGUGAAGAAAUUAUUAGAACACUUGUCGGAAGACUUGCUACUCUUGCGCAAUAUGGACUUGAGUAACUCCUCCCCUGAAGAUACCAGUCCAAAAUUGAACACAUCUCCAGUUGUUGGAACUUCAUGA
Sungouiella intermedia is the source of this 498-nucleotide messenger RNA. The record is from the annotation of a GenBank genome assembly. Lineage: Eukaryota; Fungi; Ascomycota; Pichiomycetes; Serinales; Metschnikowiaceae.